AUGGCGGGAGUUUGGGACCAGGUGAUCUAUCUAAUAGAAAAUGUUUACAUAGCUUCGAGAAGCAGGAAGGAGCCCGAGUCCCCCCAGGCCAGCGCGGUCCCUGAGCACAGGCUGCUGAUGAACAGCAUCACUGUUUCUAAGAAACGCAGCUGGCUGCAGCAGAGCACCCACCGACCUCCUCCUCCUCCUCUGGAAGAAGAAAAUGCCUGUAAGGAAACGCCCGGGGCUGUUAUCCCGGUACCCAAAUCUCCCAUCCCGCUGCCUGAACCCACAGUGCCGCGGGCUCCUUCUGUGUCACCGGUGGGGUGGGAGCACCCUGUACGAAGCUGCACUCCUGUCAGUGGCACCGGAAGCCCUGCUGUGCCGAGGAGCCCUGCUUUGGACUUGGGUGAGGAUAAUGAUGCAGAUGAUGAAGGAGAAAUAUGGUACAACCCGAUCCCUGAAGAUGAUGAGCCUGACUUGCCGAGGGUGCGCCCUUCUGCUGUGAAUAGCCCUAUUGCUGUGGGCUCCCUGGCUAUUCGGUACAAACCGCUCCCUGGAGGUGACUCUGGGAUGUCUGCGGGUCCCCAUGAGGGUCCUCCAUGCUCCAUGGAGAGCACAGGGAACAGUCGUAUGGUUCAGCCCAGCGAAGUGAGUCAGGCCGACGCUGCAUAUCCUGGGGAGCAAAUGCAGCAGCACCGGCAGAGGUUUGCCUGCAAGGCUCCCAGUGUGCCUGCAGCGGAGGACAAUCCUACCUUUAAGUGCCCUUCAACAGGGGCUGGAGGUGUACUUGCACACAAGGCUGAUAUUCCCUCAACAGAGGUUUCUCCUCCAAGUCCCAGUCCUCUGAAAAAAAGUGGAUCAAUCAACUGGCCUUUCCCUGAUAGAAUUAAAUCUCCCAGAACUGUGAGGAAGCUUUCCAUGAAAAUGAAAAAGCUGCCAGAGCUGAGCAGAAAGCUGAGUGUCAAGGGAACUUCAAGCCAUACUAGUUCAGAUAAUCCUCCUUCCCUGCUGAAAGCCAGGGAUACAAGCCAUACAGUGUCUUUGCCAUCUUCUGGAAACUCAACUACGUUUAGUCGUUACCACCUCGACAGCAGUGUGUUGUCGCAACACACCCCCAAAAAGAAAAGGUCGAGGAGCUCCAAAUCCUUCAGCAAAGGUGGUUACCUCAGUGAUGGUGACUCUCCCGAACUUAUAACAAAAUCAGGUAAACACGGGCAUGAAACCAAGUGUGGAAAAGGAAAGGAGAGCCUUCCGAGCAGCAGUGGUAAAACCGAAAUAGAUAUCGAUGCCUUCAAACACUACAACUUUUCUGAUCAACCCAAGUGCUCUCAGUACCUCUCUGGACUCAUGAGCAUUCACUUUUAUGGUGCUGAAGACUUGAAACCACCAAGAAUAGACUCAAAAGAUGUCUUUUGUGCAAUACAGGUUGACUCAGUAAACAAAGCAAGAACAGCCUUGCUUACGUGUAGGACAACGUUCCUAGAUAUGGACCACACGUUCAACAUAGAAAUCGAAAACGCACAGCACUUGAAGCUGGUGGUGUUCAGCUGGGAGCCCACCCCAAGGAAGAACAGGGUGUGCUGCCAUGGAACCGUGGCUCUUCCCACUCUCUUCCGAGUGGCAAAGACUCAUCAGCUGGCUGUCAAACUGGAACCGAGGGGGCUUAUUUAUGUCAAGCUGACGCUCAUGGAGCAGUGGGAGAACUCUCUUGAUGGCCUCGAUGCAGAUCGGGAGCCGGUGAUGUUUGGGGUAGAUGCUCGGAAAGUUGUAGAGAAGGAAAACGCAGGCUUGAUGGUGCCACUUUUGAUGCAGAAAUGCAUCCUGGAGAUUGAAAAGAGAGGCUGUCAGGUGGUAGGCCUGUAUCGGUUAUGUGGCUCAGCAGCAGUUAAGAAAGAACUUCGAGAGGCAUUUGAGAAGGACAGCAAGGCGGUUACCCUCUGUGAAAGCCAGUACCCAGAUAUUAAUGUCAUAACAGGCGUCCUAAAGGAUUACCUGCGAGAGCUACCCUCUCCCCUGAUAACCAAGCAGCUCUAUGAAGCAGUGUUGGAUGCCAUGAUGAAAAAUCCCUUGAGAAUGACAGCAGGUGGCUGCGAGAACGACCCAAGUGACUCUGAGCACACAGCAGCCCUUCUAGAUUGCCUGCCAGAUGUUGAGAAGGCUACCCUGAAGAUGCUGUUGGAUCACCUGAAACUAGUGGCUUCUUACCACGAAGUAAACAAGAUGACAUGCCAGAAUUUAGCUGUAUGUUUUGGGCCUGUGUUAUUGAGCCAGAGGCAGGAGACCACCAACCAUAACAACAGAGUCUUCAUAGACUCUGAGGAGCUUGCUAGUGCCUUGGACUUCAAAAAGCACAUAGAAGUUCUUCACUAUUUACUCCAACUGUGGCCAGUACACCACUCACCUGCCAAAGAGCCAGCACAUCUGAAUGCAUUUCCUGAGCACCCAUCCUCCCUGAAUUACCUGAGACCCAAGAGGCAGAGGCCUCAGAUGCUGAAUCUGAGCGGUACCGAGAUGUCUGGGGUACUCAGACCAAGGCCAGCAGGUCUAAACAGCCCAUCGAGCAACCGCUACGCUGGAGACUGGAGUAGCUGUGGAGAGAACUACUUCUUAAACCCAAAAGACUGCCUGAGUGAAGCAGACUACGAUGAUGUCCCUUCGGAAGACACGGAGAGCGGGGAUGACAGCAGCAAAACUGAGGAGCCAGAUGCCCUGGCAGGACACCCACAGUCCAUUCCCAGAGAGCACACGUUUCAGAGCUAUUUGACAAUGCAAGCGAUAGACUCCGCAGUGGAUCACAGAGCAAACCUCAAAGACUUGCAGGAAAGUAUUGAUACUCUGAUAGGAAACCUGGAAAGGGAACUCAACAAAAACAAACUAAAUAUGAGUUACUAA
This is a messenger RNA of Nestor notabilis (Kea), 2874 nucleotides long. RefSeq names its product synapse defective 1, Rho GTPase, homolog 2 (C. elegans) (gene SYDE2). The record is from RefSeq and is a predicted model, not a curated record. Gene Ontology annotation, biological process: signal transduction. NCBI's taxonomy places the organism in Eukaryota, Metazoa, Chordata, Aves, Psittaciformes, Psittacidae.